Molecule: messenger RNA, 1770 nt
Organism: Schistosoma spindalis
Lineage: Eukaryota; Metazoa; Platyhelminthes; Trematoda; Strigeidida; Schistosomatidae
Source: the annotation of a GenBank genome assembly
AUGUUGAUGAAAUUAAUAGGAACACUAAUAGAAUUUGUUUGUAUUCCGUGUAUGUCAAUCACUGGAAUAUCACAAGAGAUUGAAAAUUUGAAGCUAACACUUAAUCAGAUAAAUACAUACCUUGUAGAAGAAAAUGAUCAAUUAAAGUGUUCUGAUUUACUAAAUCUAAAAAAAGACUUGGAAGAAUUGAUUGAAUUGAAGGAAAAUGAACUUUUGAAUUGUAGAAAAGCACAACUUUUAGCUGAAAUUGGAUCUAUACUUGCUGAUAAUCAAGAGAACGAUGAUGAAAUACAAGGAACGUCACUUCAAACAGAUGUAUCAACAAUUAAUGAACAAUCUUUAGUCGGACAACGUUGUAGUGUUCCUGGAUGGACUUCGGCUGGAAAAUUUAUUCGACAAAAUGCGCUAAUCCUUUCAGUUGUAGACCAUGAUGGAAACAGCCCAGAUCGAGUACGAGUACUAUUGGCUCAUCCAACACGUCUUAGUGAAAUGCCUUGUGAAAGAUUUUUCGAGACUGGGACCUGUCAUCGGGGUAUACGUUGUACUCGCUCUCAUGGAAAGAUUUUCAACAUCGAAGAUAUUGGAGAAUGGUAUGAACCAGACACAGAAAAAUAUCUACAUGAAGGUCAACCAUGUCUAGCUAAUGACCGUAAAAGUGAUCACAAUUCUUUAUGGCAUUAUGCAAGGCUUCUUCAAACGGAUUUCGAAUCAGGCACUUGUGUUGUUGAAUGGGGUCAUGUUAAAAACCAACCUGAUAAGAAUUCAGUGAAGCGUCAAUCGUACGGAAACUUAGAGGAUAAAAAAAUGAUGAUGAUGAUGAUGAUGAUGAUUGACACUGAUGUAUCUGUAGAUAGUGAUAUUUCAUCAUCAACUACUAAUUCUGUGGAUUGCAGUGAUUAUUUGGAUUCUACUACUUCGUAUACUCGGCCUUCCAUCGAACUGAUCAAUAGUGGACAGACGACUGAAUCGAAAUCAUGUUCGCAGUAUGAUAAACGUCGUUUACGGGUUCAAUUUGUCUUCGGUAAUACACUUUUACCGGACCAACCACCAAAUUUAGACACCGAUAAGGAAUAUCCCAAUGUUAAUAAAGAAGAAAAACAGAGUUCCAUUGGUGAUUGGGAGGCACAUACUCGAGGGAUAGGCUCUCGUUUAUUAGCAAGUAUGGGUUAUCCAGGUUACGGUGGACUUGGUCGCUGUCACCAAGGUCGUCAAUCUCCUGUAUGUACUAACCUUGAAAAGUAUCAAGUGCAUAAUGUAAAGUGGAAUCAUCGACCCUCACUAGACAAUGUUGUGUUAUCCCAAAAACGUAUGAAAAGCAUUGCAUGCCGUGAUAAAACAAUAGAAAAGUCAAGUAAAACACCAAAAAAUCAUGUUUCUUCUCAUAGUGGAAGUGUUUUUAAGUUAAUUAAUAUGGCAUUAUUAUCGACAUCCAGUAACAAUGACCAAAAUCCAACACGCCCUAAUAAUAAUAACAAUGAUAAUACAAAGAAUACCGUAACAUCACAAAUUUCUCUUACAAAUUGUAAUGAAAGUAUUCUAAAACGUAAGCUACUCCAUACACAUGAACAAAUCAAUCGAUUACAUAAACAAAUUUCUAAAGCUCAAGAUUCAGUGAGUAGAAAUGAAGGACGAGAUCGUUUAGCAGUUAAACAAGCACAACAACGAAUUAAUGAUUUACAAUCACAAUUGAUACAAUUAAAAGAGAAUGAACGAACUAUUGUAAAUAUGCAAAAUAAACAAAUGAAAGAGAAAAAGCUACGUAUUUUCUAA